This is a messenger RNA of Theileria orientalis strain Shintoku, 2238 nucleotides long. RefSeq lists its product as uncharacterized. Gene Ontology annotation, cellular component: nucleus. The record is from RefSeq and is a predicted model, not a curated record. Gene Ontology annotation, molecular function: DNA binding; hydrolase activity, acting on acid anhydrides, in phosphorus-containing anhydrides; DNA helicase activity. Lineage: Eukaryota; Apicomplexa; Aconoidasida; Piroplasmida; Theileriidae. Gene Ontology annotation, biological process: establishment of sister chromatid cohesion; nucleobase-containing compound metabolic process. Bases 1 to 2238 code for a protein of 745 amino acids. The transcript has 10 exons.
AUGAGUUACAUGGGUGAGAAGGCUGAUAUUGAGUUUCAUCUUCCUUUUAAACCAUACCCCAAUCAAUUGAUAUUUAUGAAAGACGCUUACGAAUGCUUUGAUAACUCACGUUUCGGAUUAUUUGAAUCGCCUACUGGAUCAGGAAAAACUGUAUCAAUUUUGUGUUCAGCCUUGACCUGGCUAAAAAACAACAGGGUUAAAUCGGUUAUGUGUGACCAGAAUUUGGAAUCCAGUGACGGUAUGUUGUAUGCCAGUAAUGAUUGUAUAGACCAGAGUGUACCAAAAUGGGUGCUUGAAAACGCAUAUAACCAGAAACGUCAGAUGGCGGAGGAAGUAAUCAGAGGAGUAGAUAUUAAUCUGGAAAAACUGAGGAAAAAGGUUAAAGAAAGAAUAGAUAACUCGGAAGGAGUGCCGAAGCUGAGGAAAGGUUUUAAGAGGAUGGCACCAAACCCAUCUGAAUCAGACGCAAAGGAUGAAAUGGUUAACCCGAAUAAGACGCAGAUUGUAAUCUGUAGCAGGACGUUUUCACAACUGAAUCAAUUCGUAAAGGAGUUUAGGAAGUUGAAGGAGUUGAAUGGUAACGUGAGACUGGCAAUAGGAUGCAGAAGAUCACACGUGUGUAUAAACGAUGGAAUAAAGAGUAAAUGUAAAAAUUCAGAUGAGCUGAACGAGGAGUGCAGAAGAAGUAAGUGCGAAUACAGGUCAGAUACAAUGGAGCUUAGCGAAAUUGCAACAUGCUACGCACUGGACCUGGAGGACUUGGUGCGGCUCGGGAAGGACCUGAACUCAUGCGCAUACUACUCGAACUUAACGACAGUGCCAAACGCAGACGUGGUACUGGCGCCAUACGUGACGAUAAUAAACGAGUCAAUCAGGGAAAACAUGGGACUAAGAAUAAAGGACAACAUAGUUAUAUUCGACGAAGGGCACAACUUGAUAGAAGCAAUCACGGAGUCGCACUCAUGCAAGUUGAAUUUGCGGGGCCUGAAGGACCUGUUGGAGCAGCUGAAAGGGUAUUUAAACAAGUUCAAAUCGGAAAUCAAGGGAGUUCUGCUCGAAAGAAUAACAGAGAUAAUGAAGUUGGUAAAGGGGCUGGUCGAUGGACUGGAAAGGGCGGUGGAAUCGGAAAACAUGAAAAUAACAACAUUCAACGUAAAGUAUGGCCUCGAAGAUUUCAAGUUCCACGAAAUAAUUAGCUUCUUGUCGUCGACGCAGUUUUGUAGACAUUUGAGAGGAUACGCAGAACGGCAGUACCACAUAAAGGUUAACGCAGAGUUGGGAGAAAAGGUAGCGUGUUACACAUCGAUGAUAUACGCGCUGAAGAGUUUCAUAUACUUGUUGCUGUACUGCGACACGAAUGAUCAGAUUUUGGUCUCGAAAGAUGAAAGUGACACAAUACUGGAAAUAUUCCCAGUAGCAUCAGUGAGAGACGCAAGGUCAGUGAUAGUGAUGAGCGGAACACUGUCGCCAAUCGAAGAGUUCUUGUCGCUAGUGCCGGCAAAAACUGAGCCUUACAUACACAAGAGUCCACCAGUGUUCGCAAAUGAUAGGUUCAUGACUGCAAUAAUAGAUAGAGCACUAAUAAUGGCCCUUGAGUACCUGUGCGACCUCAUUGAAAACUUGGUUGAAGUUGUGCCGAACGGGAUCGUGUGUUUCUUUGCAAGCUACUCGUAUUUGAACGUUUUUUAUAACUUCUUUGUGAAGUCGGGAACAAUGGACAAGGUUUCAUCUAAAAAGACUGUAUUCAGGGAGCAAAAAAAUGUUAAUGUGUUUCCGGAAUAUAGUAGAAACUGCCUUGAGAGAGGAGCAAUCUUGUUAGCAGUCUUCGGAGGAAACCAGAGUGAAGGAGUGGACUUCUCAGACGAAUUGGCGAGAUUGGUUCUCCUGGUUGGAAUACCAUAUCCACCUGAUAGCAUUAAGUUGAAGAUAAAAAGGGAGUAUUACAGCAAAAAGGCACUGGAAUGUGCAAACGAGUCCAGCAGUGACAACUACAUGAAGUUGUCGAAGGAACAGAGGACUCUGAUGUGUUAUAAAACAAUCAACCAGUGCAUCGGGAGGGCAAUGCGCCACAAGGGAGACUACGCAGCGGUGAUUCUGCUGGACUCGAGGUACAGAAGGAGAGAAGCGAGCCUGUACCUCAUGAACUACGUGAGGAAGUCCAUAAGCGAACACGAACUUAAAUCAACAAAAUUUACUGCACUGUUACAAGAAUUUUACAAAAAACUAUCUGGAGUUUGA